This is a messenger RNA of Orycteropus afer afer, 6489 nucleotides long. RefSeq names its product WNK lysine deficient protein kinase 2 (gene WNK2). Gene Ontology annotation, biological process: monoatomic ion homeostasis; protein phosphorylation; negative regulation of sodium ion transport. The transcript has 28 exons. NCBI's taxonomy places the organism in Eukaryota, Metazoa, Chordata, Mammalia, Tubulidentata, Orycteropodidae. The coding region runs from base 1 to 6489 and encodes 2162 amino acids. The record is from RefSeq and is a predicted model, not a curated record. Gene Ontology annotation, molecular function: ATP binding; chloride channel inhibitor activity; potassium channel inhibitor activity. Gene Ontology annotation, cellular component: cytoplasm; cytosol.
AUGGACGGCGAUGGCGGCCGCCGAGAUGCCCCCGGGGCGCUGAUGGAGGCCGUGCGGUGCAUCGGGGCGGCCGCGGGCAUGGCGGAGCCGGCGGCGGCGCCGCGGGUGCGCGAGGCCCGGCCGGUACACCAGCGCUUUCUACGGCGCAGCGUGGUGGAGUCGGACCAGGAGGAACCGCUGGGCCUGGAGGCGGCCGAGGCGCCGGGCGCGCAGCCCCCGCAACCGCUGCAGCGCCGUGUGCUGCUGCUGUGCAAGACACGACGCCUCAUCGCAGAGCGCACCCGGGGCGCCGGCCGCCCAGCGCCUGCCGCGUCGCCCCUCGCCCCCGGCGUCCUUGCGCUCUCCGCCUCCGAGGCAGCGGACGCGCAGGACUCGGGUCUGGACCCGGUCCCAGCCGCCGCUCCUGCUUUGCGAGCCCCCGACGGCAGUUCUCGGGAGGAGGCGGUGGCUGAGAGGAAGGAGGACGCAGGCACAGGCGAGGCGAAGUCGGAGCCCGAGCCCGGACGCGCCCGGAGAGAGGAACCGGAGGAAGAGGAAGACGACGAGGACGACCUCAAGGCCGUGGCCACAUCACUAGACGGCCGUUUCCUCAAGUUCGACAUCGAGCUGGGCCGCGGCUCCUUCAAGACAGUUUACAAGGGGCUGGACACGGAGACCUGGGUGGAGGUCGCCUGGUGUGAGCUGCAGGACCGGAAGCUCACCAAACUGGAGCGGCAACGGUUUAAGGAGGAGGCUGAAAUGCUGAAAGGCCUGCAGCAUCCUAACAUUGUGAGAUUUUAUGACUUCUGGGAGUCCAGUGCUAAAGGAAAGCGAUGCAUUGUGCUGGUGACAGAGUUGAUGACUUCAGGGACACUGAAGACGUACCUGAAGCGGUUUAAGGUGAUGAAACCCAAAGUUCUUCGCAGCUGGUGUCGGCAGAUCCUGAAAGGCCUGCUGUUUUUGCAUACUAGGACACCACCUAUCAUCCAUCGAGAUCUGAAAUGUGAUAAUAUUUUUAUCACUGGACCAACUGGGUCUGUGAAGAUUGGUGACUUGGGCCUGGCCACCCUCAAAAGAGCGUCAUUUGCCAAAAGUGUGAUAGGUACCCCUGAGUUCAUGGCACCUGAGAUGUACGAGGAGCACUACGAUGAGUCUGUGGAUGUCUACGCCUUUGGGAUGUGCAUGCUGGAGAUGGCCACUUCGGAGUACCCCUACUCGGAGUGCCAGAAUGCUGCCCAGAUCUACCGGAAAGUCACCUGUGGUAUCAAGCCAGCCAGCUUUGAGAAAGUGCAUGAUCCUGAGAUCAAGGAGAUUAUUGGGGAGUGCAUCUGUAAAAACAAAGAGGAAAGGUAUGAGAUCAAGGACCUCCUGAGCCAUGCUUUCUUCGCGGAGGACACAGGGGUCCGAGUGGAGUUGGCAGAGGAGGACCAUGGCCGGAAGUCCACCAUUGCCCUCCGGCUAUGGGUCGAAGACCCCAAGAAGCUGAAAGGGAAACCCAAGGACAAUGGGGCCAUAGAGUUCACCUUCGAUCUGGAGAAGGAGACACCUGACGAUGUGGCACAGGAAAUGAUUGAAUCUGGAUUCUUCCAUGAGAGCGAUAUGAAGAUUGUGGCAAAAUCAAUCCGGGACCGGGUGGCGCUGAUCAAGUGGCGGCGAGAAAGGAUCUGGCCUGCCCUGCAGCCCUUGGAGGCACAGGCCACUGAGAGCCCAGACAAAGCCAGGGGUCCCAACGUGCCACUGCAGGUCCAGGUGACGUAUCAUGCACAAGGUGGGCAUCUGGCGCCCACGGAGCCAGAGGAGCCUGAGGCUGACCAGCACCUCUUCCCACUCAAGCUCCCAGCAAGUGCUACAUCCCUUGCAUCGGACAGUACCUUUGACAGUGGUCAGGGCUCCACUGUGUACUCAGACUCGCAGAGCAGCCAGCAGAGCAUGGUGUACAGCUCCCUACCAGAUGCCCUGCCCUGUGUCUACAGUCCCCCAAUGAGUGAGGGACCCGGCCUGCCAACCAACCUGCCCACCCUGGGCACCUACCAGCAGCCCACUGCGGUGAGUCCACCUACCCUGUCUUAUACACUGUGCCUGGGGGCAGUGCCAGCUUGUCCUGGCCCACCCCCUCAGCAGCACUUCCCGGAACCAUCGAUGAGCUUCGCACCUGUGCUGCCACUGCCCAGUGCCCCCAUGCCCACAGGCCCAGGCCAGCCACCACCCGUGAGCCAGCAGCCUCCACCACUGGCCCAGCUGACACCCUUGCAGCCAGUUCUGGCUCCACAGCCCCUGGGUCAGCUCCAGCCGGUGCCCCUGCACCUGCCUCCGUACCUGCCUCCAGCUGCUCAGGUGGUGGCCCCCACACCGCUGAAGCCCCUUCAGAUGCCGCAGGUGCCCUUGCCACCGCUCGCUCAAGUUCCAGCUCCUCAGAUGCCUCAGCUUCCUGUCAUUCCUCCCAUCACCCCCCUGGCAGGGGCUGACAGCCUCCCUCCAGCUGUCCCUGACUUACCGGCUGCCAGCCUGCCCCCGGUGCCGCCGCCGCCACCGCCUCAGUAUUUCUCUCCGGCUGUGAUUUUGCCAAGCCUCCCUCUUAACCCUACUGCCCCUUUGCCCACCUCUCCGGCCCUGCCUUUGCAGGGGGUCAAGUUGCCCCAUGCCCCCUUGGCAGUGCCCUGCCGGACAAUUGUGCCAAAUGCACCAGGCACCACCACUGCCAUCCCUCUGCUUGCCGUGGCCCCACAGGGCGUGGCCACCUUGUCCAUCCAUCCUGCUAUGGCCCAGCUGCCUGCCCAGCUGCCCCCACAGCCUAUGUACCCAGCUGCCUUCUCACAUAUUGUGCCCAGUGAAGUACCACCUUCUCCCCAUCAUGCUCAAAACCUGCGAGUGGUCCCCCAGCAGAAGCAGCCAGUACCACCCCAGCCACAGAUGCCCCAGCCACAGCUGCCCACGCUUCCUCAGCCCUCUCAGCCAAGCAUCAGCCAUCUCUCUGAGCAGACUGCUCUGGCUGCUGGGGCAGGGACCCAGGUCCUCCUGGGCCCCCCAGCCCCAUAUGCAGUGGACCCUGCAGCCCUGGUCUCUGUAUCCAUGCCGCCCACAACUGUUCUCUCCCCACCACUGCUGGAGCUGCUGCCCCCAGUUGCUGGCCCUGAGCUCCUACCACAGCUCUCCAGCUCCCUAGCCUCCACAGUGAUGGCAACUGCACAGAGCCUGCCUUCUCAGACCACCACACUCCUGCCUCCUGCUACCCCACCACUGCCCACUGGGGCCCUGGUCGCUGCUCCCUGCCCUGCCAUCCAGCUGACAGUAGACCCAGCCCAAGAGGAGCAGGCAGUGCAGGACAAGCAGCCAGGCCUCCUACAGAGCUGUGAGAGCUAUGGGGGCUCUGACAUCACUUCUGGGAAGGAAAUGAGUGACAGCUGUGAAGGUGCUUUUGGAAGUGGGAAGCUCGAUGGCAAGUCCUCUAAGAAGCACCAUCGAAAAUCCACCCGUACACGUUCCCGCCAGGAGAAAGCCAGCCGGCCCAAGCUGACCAUCCUAAACGUGUGCAACACAGGGGACAAGAUGGUGGAAUGCCAGCUGGAGACACACAACCACAAGAUGGUAACAUUCAAGUUUGAUCUGGAUGGGGAUGCACCGGAUGAGAUUGCCACAUACAUGGUGGAGCAUGACUUCAUCCUACAGACUGAGAAGGAGACAUUCAUUGAGCAGAUGAAAGACAUCAUAGACAAGGCAGAGGACAUGCUCAGUGAGGACACGGAUGGGGACCGUGGUUCAGACCCUGGCACGAGCCCUCCACACCACAGUGCCUACAGCCUGGAUGCAGGAGAAGAAGGUCGACACUCCCAAGCCAAUGCCCCAGUCUAUCAGCAGAAUGUCCUGCAUACUGGAAAGAGGUGGUUUAUCAUUUGUCCAGUAGCUGAAAACUCAGCAACAGAAGUUCCUGAGUCUUCACCCCCACCACCUGUCAGCUCCCAGCGACCAGAUGCAAGCCAAGAUCCAAUUCCUUGUGUAGACCCGCUAUCCUCAAAGGAGCCACCUGGCCCCCUCAUUGGCCCACAGCUUCUGAACCAUGCCGGCCUCAAUGACCCCACUAGCAGUGUACUUACCCCUUUGGUACCAUCCUCCUUUCCUGUGACUGACUCACCCCAAGACACAGCAUUGCUAGCAGCCACCACCAUGCCAGAGCCAGCAACAGGGUCUACCAUCCAAGCAGAAGGUGCUGGCACCCCUCCAGGGCUGGGCAGAGAUCAUGAGAUGCCCCCAGUGCUUAUGGAGACCCUUGAUACCCAGUGUGCUGUGCAGCCCCUUGGUUCCAGCCAAGAACCCUGUACCCAACAUCUGGGGGAGUCAGCUUCAGCCCUGGAAGCAAGCACUUGGGGAGAGCCCCUGCCAUCACUGGCAUCUGAGCCCAGCCCCCUUGACCUGGCCACUUCUCAGCUCCCCAGCCCCCCACUGGGGCCCACUGCCCCCACUCUGCCCCCUGUGGCCAUGGAAUCUGAUAGUGAAGGGCCACCCCCCAGGGUGGGCUUUGUGGACAACACCAUCAAGAGCCUGGAUGAGAAGUUACGCACCCUGCUCUACCAGGAGCACAUCCCCACAUCCUCUGCCUCGGCAGGGACCCCAGUCGAGCUGGGCGACAGAGACUUUACCCUGGAGCCUCCCUCUUCAGCUUUGGCCGAUGUGCCCCCAGGUCCUACCCUGCUGCCUGAGCCCAUGUUGGAAAAGUCAGAAAUGGCAAUAAGACAAGUGGGUGCGCUGGAACAGCGGCAGCCUUUGACAGUAACAGGUGAGAUAAUGGGACUGAAUCACUUGGGCUUGCCCUCCCCUAGUGCUCACAUUGAAUCUUUUCCUUCCUUGCUUCCUCCCAAGGAUGCCUCAGCUUCAGUGGUCCCCACACAUUUGGAGCACCCAGGCUGGGCUGACAAGAUCCCCAGGGAUACCUCGGCUGAGCCCACACAGGACUCCACAGGGAUGCUGGCCACAGAGGGUGAAGCUGGCCACUCUCAGGCACACAGCUGCCUGGACUCAGGCUCCCCACAAAAGCAACCAGGGCAGGAGAACAGCAGCUCACCAGCCAAAACUGUGGGCCGCUUCUCAGUGGUCAGCAUGCAGGACGAGUUAACCCUAGCCUCAUCCCAUAGCCUGCGCUACUCAGCCCCGCCUGAUGUAUACCUGGAUGCACUGCCUGCCAGUCCUGAUGUGAAACUGGCAGUACGCCGUGUGCAGACAGCCUCCUCCAUUGAUGUUGGUGCCACCGAACUCGUAUCCAGUGACUCUGGGGAUGAGAGCCUACAGAGGAGGCCUUCAGUGCAGAAGCAGGUGUCCCUGCCCAGCAGCAGCAGUGCAGCCAAUGACUUCGUCAAGAAGGCCACUGCCUUUCUUCAUAGGUCUUCAAAAACAGGCUCACUGGGCCUGGACACACCCAGUCGACCCAGCAUCAAGAUCCCCACCAUCAGUGUCACCUCUUUCCACUCCCAGUCAUCCUACAUCAGCAGUGACAAUGACUCAGAGUUUGAGGAUGCCGACAUAAAGAAGGAGCUGCAGAGCUUGCGUGAGAAACACUUGAAGGAAAUCUCAGAGCUACAGACCCAGCAAAAGCAGGAGAUUGAGGCCCUGUACCACCGCCUAGGCAAACCACUGCCCCCCAACGUAGGCUUCUUCCACACAGCACCGCCCACUGGCCGCCGGAGGAAAACCAGCAAGAGCAAACUGAAAGCCGGGAAACUACUCAACCCCCUGGUACAGCAGCUCAAAGUCGUGGCGUCCAGCACAGGUCACUUAUCAGACUGCAGCAGAGGCCCUCCUGCUAAGGACCCCACCCAAGGGGGAGCAGGGCCUGCUGCAGAAAGCCCAGCGGCACCCCCGGCUCCAGACCCAUGUGGCAAGGCAGUCCACACUCAGCAGCCCUGCUCUGUGAGAGCCUCCCUGUCUUCUGACUUCUGCUCCGGCUUAGCCAGUGAUGGAGGCGGAGCGCAUGGCCAAGGCUGGACGGUUUCCCACCAAACGUCUGAGAGAGUGGCCUAUAAAUCUAGUAGCAAACCUCGUGCCCGAUUCCUCAGUGGACCUGUGUCUUUGUCCAUCUGGUCAGCCUUGAAACGUCUCUGCCUAGGGAAAGAACACAGCAGUAGGUCUUCUACAAGCAGCCUGGUCCCGGGCCCUGAGCCAGGUCCUCAGCCCACCCUGCAAAUUCAGGCACAGGUGAACAACAGCAACAACAAGAAAGGCACCUUCACAGAUGACCUGCACAAGCUAGUAGAUGAGUGGGCCAGCAAGACUGUGGGUGCUACACAGCUAAAACCAUCACUGAACCAGCUGAAACAGACUCAGAAGCUGCAGGACAUGGAAGCCAAGAUGGGCCUGGCCCCGGCAGCCAAUGAGGCACAGACUGUGAGCACACCAAAACCAGGAGUGGGGAGGCCCUGCCUAAGCCCAGGGCCAGGCCCUCUGUCCACGACAGUCGUCCCUGGAGCUGCCCCGGCCAUGCCCGUGCCCAUGCCAGAUUCUGAGAGUGAGAAGCCAGACUGA